AUGGAAACAAAAGUAAUCUACUUCACGGUGAACGGGAGACCGGAGCAGGCGGAGUUCCCAGUCGACUGUCCGGCUCAGGAUGUCAAAGAUCUGUUCCGCUCUGCCGCCGAGGCCGGACCCCAUGACAUCCUGAAACUGUACAACCCAAAAGGCAACAUCAUCAACAUUUCUCCGAGCCUUGAACCCAACAGCCCCAACCUGUGCUACAAGCUAGAGGUGGUGGCUGCCGACUGCAACAGUGAGCUGUUAGGUGCCGAGCUUGCUGGUGCACUAGGAUUUGACCUGUCAUCCAUGGAAAAAAGACUGCAGGGCCUGGAGAAGAAAAUCCUCAUCGAGGCUGGCGAGACCCCUGCAGUUGUGUAUGAGAUGAAGAAGCAGGUGGAUUCAUUCAGAGAGAAACUGGAGAGUGUGGAGCAUCUAAGCUGGCUGGGGCUGUUCAAAGAUCUCUCGGAGGGAACCCACAAGCCCUCGCCGUUCUACCACAAAAGGACGCUGCGUAAAACCAGGGAAGAGUGUGAACAUGUGCGGGAAAAGUUCCUGCAAAUGAGCUCUUUGGAGGUAUCUGAGGAAGUGAGGCAGUACCUGAAGACACCAACCUUUGAUAACUGGCAGUGGGAGGAUGCAGAGAUCAUGGUGCUCCUGCAGGUCAUGUACACAGAUUUAGAUUUCAUACCAACCUUCAACAUCGAGCCCGAAGUCUUGCAGCAGUUUCUGUUCGAAAUCUAUCGCAGAUACAACAACAUCCCUUUCCACAACUUUAAACACUGCUUCUGUGUGACCCAGAUGAUGUAUGGUUUGAUCUGGCUGACUGACCUGAGGAGUAAGAUGGACAGCAUUGACCUGCUGAUUAUGCUGACCUCUGCAGUCUGCCACGACCUCGACCACACGGGAUACAACAAUGCCUAUCAGAUAAACGCUCGGACUGAACUCGCUCUGCGCUACAAUGACAUCUCUCCUCUGGAGAACCACCACUGUGCUGUAGCUUUCGAGAUACUGGAGAGGACAGAGAGCAACAUCUUCAGGAAUCUGUCCAUGGAUCAGUACAAACGGAUACGAGAGGGGAUCAUCAAAUGCAUUCUGGCCACCGACAUGUCGAGGCACAAUGAGGUUCUCAACAAGUUCAAGUCCAUCCUUCCAGUGUUUGACUUCACCAACAAGGACCACAGAGAUGUGCUAAUGACGAUCCUGAUCAAAGUGAGCGACAUAUCCAACGAGGCCCGGCCCAUGGAGGUGGCUGAGCCCUGGCUGGACUGUCUUUUACAGGAAUUCUUCAACCAGAGUGACGUGGAGAAAUUGGAGGGCCUUCCCGUUACCCCCUUUAUGGACCGGGACAAAGUUACCAAACCUUCGUCUCAAACAGGCUUCAUCAGAUUUGUUCUUCUGCCUCUCUUCAUCGAGCUGGCCAACCUCUUCCCCUGCCUGGAGCAACACAUUAUCGAUCCUGUCCGGAAAGCUCUCGACUACUACACAGAGAUGGAGAAAGCUCUGGAGACGGAGCAGCAGAACAGGGCUCAGAGCGAGAACGCAGCCAAGAGCAAGGAGGCAGCGGGAGGCCGACAAGACAGCCAGACGGACGCCGGGCCAGACACCUCGGAACCAGAGUCACAGUCAUGA
Molecule: messenger RNA, 1614 nt
Organism: Pelmatolapia mariae (spotted tilapia)
Lineage: Eukaryota; Metazoa; Chordata; Actinopteri; Cichliformes; Cichlidae
Product: high affinity cGMP-specific 3',5'-cyclic phosphodiesterase 9A
Exons: 14
Coding region: 1-1614 (537 amino acids)
Biological process (GO): cGMP catabolic process; signal transduction
Molecular function (GO): 3',5'-cyclic-GMP phosphodiesterase activity
Source: RefSeq, a predicted model, not a curated record